AUGGCUCGUUCUUCCUUGCCUAGCCGCCGCACCGCACAAUUUAAAUUGAACAAGAGGAAGACUAUUGCGCAUGCUCCAUCUCCCGGCCUUUCGAAUGGAAUGCACACUGUAACGCCGCCCAUCUGUAAUAAUAAUUCUACCACUUCAGACUCCAAUAUCCAUGUAUACGUGAGGUGUAGAUCGCGCAACAAAAGAGAAAUAGACGAAAAAAGUAGCGUAGUGAUUUCUACCCUGGGACCACAGGGAAAGGAGAUUAUUCUCUCCAACGGUUCCCACCAAUCAUACUCAUCGUCGAAGAAAACUUAUCAAUUUGAUCAGGUGUUCGGUGCAGAAUCUGAUCAAGAAACGGUAUUCAAUGCCACUGCAAAAAACUAUAUUAGAGAAAUGUUGCAUGGCUACAAUUGUACAAUAUUCGCAUAUGGUCAAACAGGAACAGGUAAAACCUACACCAUGUCUGGCGACAUAAACAUUCUCGGUGACGUACAAUCCACAGAUAAGCUGUUAUUGGGAGAACACGCAGGUAUUAUACCACGCGUCCUAGUUGAUUUAUUUAAAGAAUUAAGCACUUUGAACAGAGAGUAUUCCGUAAAAAUAUCUUUCUUAGAGUUGUACAACGAAAAUCUGAAAGAUUUACUCUCUGAUAGCGACGAUGAUGAUCCUGUAGUGAAUGAUACCAAGAGGCAAAUUCGCAUUUUUGAUAACAAUAAUAAUAAUUCGUCCAUUAUGGUCAAAGGAAUGCAAGAAAUAUUUAUUAACUCUGCUCACGAGGGCUUGAAUCUGUUAAUGCAAGGUUCUUUGAAAAGGAAGGUGGCCGCUACUAAGUGCAAUGAUCUCUCGUCGAGAUCUCAUACGGUUUUUACAAUCACGACAAACAUAGUUGAACAAGACAGCAAAGACCAUGGACAAAACAAAAAUUUUGUCAAAAUCGGUAAAUUGAAUUUGGUAGAUUUGGCUGGCAGCGAGAACAUCAACAGAUCGGGUGCAGAGAAUAAGAGGGCUCAAGAAGCUGGCCUGAUUAACAAAUCACUAUUAACAUUAGGUCGUGUCAUCAACGCCCUCGUUGAUCAUUCCAACCAUAUACCAUACAGAGAAUCCAAGUUGACAAGAUUACUACAAGACUCUUUAGGUGGUAUGACGAAAACAUGCAUCAUUGCUACUGUAUCACCUGCGAAAAUAUCCAUGGAAGAGACUGCAAGCACGCUAGAAUAUGCAACGAGAGCCAAAUCUAUUAAAAAUACUCCACAAGUUAACCAGUCUUUAUCAAAGGACACAUGUCUCAAAGACUACAUUCAAGAGAUUGAAAAAUUAAAAAACGACCUGAAAAAUUCAAGAAACAAACAAGGCAUAUUUAUCACUCAAGACCAAUUGGAUCUUUACGAAAGCAAUUCCAUACUAAUCGAUGAACAAAAUUUGAAAAUACAUAACUUACGAGAACAGAUUAAAAAGUUCAAGGAAAAAUAUCUAACUCAGUUAGAUAUCAAUAAUUUGUUACAAUCUGAAAAAGAGAAACUUGUUACUGUAAUACGAGAUUUUGACAUAGACUAUUCCCACUUUUAUUCUAAAAUUCAACAGAUUCACUAUACUAACCUCGAGCUUAUAAAUCAAGUCACUCAACAAAGAGAUUCAUCACAUGAAAACUGUCAAAAACAAUACACUGCCAACCAGAAUAUGCAACUAAAAAUUUCCCAACAGGUACUACAAACUCUAAACAGUCUGCAAAAUUCUUUAAGAAACUAUAAUUCAAAAUUCUCUCAAGUCAUCAACGGCGUAACUGAAGAGUUAACCAACAGCGUAAAUUCUCAUAAAGUCAACCAUGAUUCUACUUUCAAGUCAUUAAUGAAUACCACAGCGAAUUUACUGAUGAUUAAAAUGAACGAACUUGUCCUCAGUAUUUCGAAUUCAUUUAAAGAUUUCCAGAGUGAUUUUGCUUCUCACUGUAAUAAAGAUUUGAAUGAUAUUUAUCAAUCACAUAAGCUUCUUUUAAGAAAUCUACAAAGUGAUAUCAAAAAAUGUCUUGAUUCGAUAGGGCGCUCAGUAUUAGCUUCCAUAAACGAAAUAUCGGAUAGUUGUUCCACAAACUUGAAUAGUAUGAAUGUUUUAAUAAACAAACAUGAAUCAGAAGUAUUAAAAGUAAUUGAAAAGAAAGAUUCGGAAAUAAAAAAACUGAAAAACGAUUUGGUCAAUGAGCGUAAGAUCUCUAAUGAAUUCAGCGAACAGUUGACGCAAUUGAAGUGGUAUUUCCAAAAUCAUGUAUCUAGGACUCGCAACGAACUUCAUGAUGAACUUGACGGAUUUAUUAAUAAGUUGAAGGACAAACAACUUAAAUUAGAUCAAGACAUCUGGCAUAAAACGACCUCCGUUUUCAAUCAAACUGAUAUUGCCGUUAAUAAAAUUUAUUCUGAAUCAAUAUUAUCCUUGACACAAGAUGUUGAAGGGGCUUUAGAGACAGUUUCUCAUAACAAUGCAGCUUUCACAAAGAAUAUGACUGGUCUAUCACACGAAAUGGACGUGAACAUAUCCUCCAAACUGAAGAGUUUGCCCAUUGAUAGAUUUUUGAAUGAAAUAUCACACAAAAUUUGUAAAAACAGUGGUGACAAUAAUAAUAAUGUGCCAGAAUCAAAUCCAGUAUUGGAUUCAAUCAAGAAAUUUCAAAAUACGAUCUGUUCAGAUAAUGCUUUAACGAAUGAGAAGAUGAUGACGUUAACCGAUGCAGUAACAUCACAUAUCGAAACCAUAGCUAAUGAAAACAAUAUCAAUUUAACUGUAAUGAACGAAAAUUUCAACUCUUUAUGCAGUUUUAUAUUAACCGAUUACGAAAAGAACAUCAUACAAAUCUCAAAAACACAAAAUGAAGUACUUACUGAACACUUUGAGGGCUUACAGUCAUUGAAUGAAAAGGGUAUAAACAUUAUCACUACCCACAGUAUAGAAAAACCUCUCAGUGAGUAUGUACGACCUGAAUCGUCUGUUACCAAGACUUUACCCUUAUUGGACUAUCCAAAACAACUCCAAAUUUACAGGGACGCUGAAAUUAAGAGCAAAGACGACACUAUAAAGUCUCGUCCUUGUGCAUCAAACUCAUUUACAAGAGAAAACUUUGCUGUCUCACAUUUCAGUCCAAAGACUCCGGUACCUGUACCUGAUCAACCCUUACCAAAAGUACUUAUACCAAAAAGCAUAAACUCCACCAAAUCCAGUAGGUCAAAAACCUUACCAAAUACAGAUGACACUGGACGAGAGUCACAUAACAAUUUGAAGAGAAGGUUUACGACGGAACCAAUACUAAAGGGAGAGGAAACUGAAAAUAAUGACCCAUCACAAAACAAGAAAGUUCAUCAAUAA
This is a messenger RNA of Saccharomyces mikatae IFO 1815, 3342 nucleotides long. RefSeq names its product Kip1p (gene KIP1). Gene Ontology annotation, cellular component: nucleus; spindle microtubule. Bases 1 to 3342 code for a protein of 1113 amino acids. Gene Ontology annotation, molecular function: plus-end-directed microtubule motor activity; microtubule binding; ATP binding. Gene Ontology annotation, biological process: microtubule-based movement; mitotic spindle assembly. Lineage: Eukaryota; Fungi; Ascomycota; Saccharomycetes; Saccharomycetales; Saccharomycetaceae. The transcript has a single exon. The record is from RefSeq and is a predicted model, not a curated record.